AUGAUUUGCUCAUUGACGUGGGAGAAGAUCCGAAAUGCCGAUACCAGUCCUAGGAUGGUUGGGUCUAGACCUUUGAAGGAUUAUUUCUUUCGUCUGGCUGAGGAACUGUAUGAUCUCCAGGCUGACCCGAAUGAGAUUCGCAAACUUGUUAAGGAUCCUGAGUAUCGGACUGUCCUUGAGGAGAUGAGGGCUGCGUUGGAGAAGUGGCAGCGCAGGACGGAAGAUGCUUGGUUGUUCCGGGAUGGUGUUUCCUUGCUAUUUGUUAGAUAUCAUCUUGGGGCUGGGUUCGAGGUGCCGGAUCGUAUCGACUUUGAUGUCGAUGCGCCUGAAAGUAAGGGACAGCCUAUUUUUAAUGGAGAUCUGCCUUGGGGUGUUGCGGUGAAGUGA
Messenger RNA from Penicillium samsonianum, 387 nucleotides. RefSeq names its product Alkaline phosphatase-like alpha/beta/alpha. The coding region runs from base 1 to 387 and encodes 128 amino acids. The transcript has a single exon. The record is from RefSeq and is a predicted model, not a curated record. Lineage: Eukaryota; Fungi; Ascomycota; Eurotiomycetes; Eurotiales; Aspergillaceae.